AUGCACGUCGACCGCGCGGACGGCCCCCCUUCAUUCAUCGACACGCGCCCAACAGCAUUCAUUUUUCUGUCGCACUUUGACCCCGCGGAUAUCCCGGCGACCCCACCCCUAUCAUGUUCCCCAUCCCCCGAGUACAUGCCAUCAUCACCCGUCUACGUUCCAUCAUCACCGAUCCUCUCAUCGUCCUCAUCGCCUCCGUUAUCCGCGUGCGCGUGCAUGCAUGAGGCCGACUGCCAUGCGAUGCCAAUGCACCCGCCCGGCUCCCAUGCGCGCCGCUCAUCUCCAGACUCGUACAAUGGCGACGACAACUUAUCGGGUUUGAUAAGUGUCUCGCACGGUAAUGACAGUAGCGACAGUGAAUCGGACAUGGACCUCGAGGAUGACACGGACGACAACGAUAACCAUUUACAGUCGGAAUACGAGCGCGAGGAUUUGAUGCACGAGCGUGUCGAGGAAAUUCUCGUUGAGGUCAUGCGCGACAUCACCGAAGAAGUCGUUGAAUAUAACACCACAUUUUAG
Molecule: messenger RNA, 519 nt
Organism: Sparassis crispa
Lineage: Eukaryota; Fungi; Basidiomycota; Agaricomycetes; Polyporales; Sparassidaceae
Exons: 3
Coding region: 1-519 (172 amino acids)
Source: RefSeq, a predicted model, not a curated record